Messenger RNA from Alligator sinensis (Chinese alligator), 2739 nucleotides. It is a transcript of the gene EDIL3, whose product is annotated as EGF like repeats and discoidin domains 3. NCBI's taxonomy places the organism in Eukaryota, Metazoa, Chordata, Crocodylia, Alligatoridae. Gene Ontology annotation, molecular function: calcium ion binding. The transcript is spliced from 11 exons. The record is from RefSeq and is a predicted model, not a curated record. Bases 1 to 1380 code for a protein of 459 amino acids.
AUGGGGGAUGUGUGUGACUCCAACCCAUGUAAAAAUGGUGGCAUCUGUUUGUCCGGGUUGGCUGAUGAUUUUUAUACUUGCGAAUGUCCUGAAGGCUUCACAGACCUCAAUUGUUCUAGUGUUGUGGAGGUUGCUUCAGAUGAAGAGGAACCAACUUCCACAGGACCCUGCCUUCCUAAUCCCUGUCAUAAUGGCGGCACAUGUGAAAUUAGCGAAGCAUAUCGAGGCGACACAUUCAUUGGAUAUGUUUGUAAAUGUCCAGAAGGAUUUAAUGGGAUUCACUGCCAGCACAAUGUAAAUGAAUGUGAAGCUGAACCCUGUAAGAACGGUGGAAUUUGUACAGAUCUUGUUGCCAAUUAUUCCUGUGAGUGUCCUGGUGAAUUUAUGGGAAGAAACUGCCAAUACAGAUGUUCUGGCCCACUGGGAAUAGAAGGAGGAAUUGUAUCAAACCAACAAAUUACUGCAUCAUCCACACAUCGAGCUCUUUUUGGGCUCCAGAAGUGGUAUCCAUACUAUGCAAGACUUAAUAAGAAGGGUCUUGUGAAUGCUUGGACUGCUGCAGAAAAUGACAGAUGGCCAUGGAUCCAGAUAAACCUGCAAAGGAAGAUGAGAGUCACUGGAGUUAUAACCCAAGGUGCUAAGAGGAUUGGAAGCCCAGAAUAUAUAAAAUCUUACAAAAUUGCAUAUAGUAACGAUGGGAAAUCAUGGAUGACUUACAAAGUAAAAGGCACCAAUGAAGAUAUGGUGUUCCGUGGAAAUGUGGACAACAAUACCCCCUAUGCCAACUCUUUCACACCUCCAAUCAAAUCACAGUACAUACGACUGUAUCCCCAGGUUUGCAGAAGACACUGUACUUUAAGAAUGGAACUUCUUGGCUGUGAAUUAUCAGGUUGCUCUGAACCUCUUGGGAUGAAAUCAGGACAUAUACAGGACUUUCAGAUUUCGGCUUCUAGUAUCUUCAGAACACUCAAUAUGGACAUGUUCACUUGGGAACCUAGAAAAGCUCGAUUAGACAAGCAAGGCAAAGUGAAUGCCUGGACUUCAGGUCAUAAUGAUCAGUCACAGUGGUUACAGGUUGACCUCCUUGUUCCUACAAAAGUGACUGGCAUAAUUACACAAGGAGCUAAAGAUUUUGGUCAUGUACAGUUUGUGGGUUCUUAUAAACUUGCGUACAGUAAUGAUGGGGAUCACUGGACCAUAUACCAAGAUGAAAAACAAAAAAAGGAUAAGGUUUUCCAGGGAAAUUUUGACAAUGACACACACAGAAAGAAUGUGAUUGACCCUCCAAUCUAUGCACGGCACAUAAGGAUUCUCCCUUGGUCAUGGUAUGGUAGGAUCACUUUACGGUCAGAGCUGUUGGGCUGCACAGAAGAGAACUGAAAAGGAUCUUCGUUGACAACACACCUCCAUAUUCUUAAAAGUAUCUCCGUAGAAGAAACUGUGCAAAACCUGUAUGAAGUUGAAUGGGUUUUUUCAUGAACAAGUGCUCACUUUAUGGUAGGCCGCUAACUGUCUUUUGUAAGGAGGUCUAAGCCUGCCCUUUAAAUGAUCCAAUCCAAUUUUGUCCUUUAAAUCCGUUACAGUAUUGUCCCUUUUGCUGUGGAAUUACCUUUCUAGUUUUCUUCUAAGUUGUUCACGCUGGUUGAAAUGUGUUAGGAAAGAACAGCAGCAUCCAUUUUACAAGGAAGGAGAAUCAGCAUGACAAAGCUCAUUUGCAGCUUUAGAAAAAUUGGGCUGACACACUUUGCAAAUCACACUCAUCUUACUUGUAAAAAGUACUGCAGCUUUUAGCAAUAAGUUUUCUCUGGGAUGACUGCAUUAUGUUGUUUCCCUUGUGCCUAUCAAACACCGUCAAUAUUUCUGACACAUUUUGAAGAUACUCUGUGGUGCAAAGCACUUGUGAUAUUACACAUCAUCUUUCAUUAUAUUUAUUUAAACUGCAGAGUUCUUGCAAAUAAGAAUCACUUCCACCCAGUUUUACUUUGUUCUUACUUUGUUAUGCAUGUGAUGGCCAUAGCUUCUGUUUUCUAUAUUUAAUCUCAUUGUUAACAAAGUUUUCUUUAAAAGAGGUGUCCUAUUUGUAUAUGGAACAAAAUCUGCUAUCAGUAUAUUAUGAAGUUAAUGACUGUGUCAAAUCAAACUGUAUGAAUUUAGUUUGCAACUAUAUUUGUCACAGAGGCUGAUCAUACACACUGUAAAUCCAGUUUGACUUAAAUUCUUUUUGAGUGGUUACAGGCACAUCUUUAUGCUGCAAAAACAGCAUUAAUAUGACCACAUAUUCAGCCUUGCCCAGAAGUGGACAUACAGUCCUCACAGACCUGCCCACAAGAUUACUUUUGCCUGAUGCCUUCAUAGUCUCCAGGAGGGAAGGUGCAUGUGGGGUCAGAUAGUAGGUGCUAAAGCAUAUAAAUUACACCCUCCAACCCCAGACACACACAUCCCAAUAGGCCCCAUCUGUGUUGCAGGCCAUAAAGUUCCAACAGAAGGUGAACUCAACAGGAGCCAAAGUGUGCAAAUGCAGGCCCCUUAAGAUCCUGCCUUGAUUAUAACUUUUUAGGUACGUAUCUAUUGAGCAAUAUGAGGCUUGAAUUUGGCCCUGUUUCUUGACUUGUAGACUAUUAACAGAUUAACUUCCUUUUUAGCCCCUCCAAACACACUACCUUGUUUUAACAACAUACAAACCAGAUAGUAUCAAUUCUAAGGCAGGAAUAUAAGGGCAAAAGUGAUUAAUAGCUUCAU